Molecule: messenger RNA, 5108 nt
Organism: Oppia nitens
Lineage: Eukaryota; Metazoa; Arthropoda; Arachnida; Sarcoptiformes; Oppiidae
Gene: Gug
Product: arginine-glutamic acid dipeptide repeats protein-like
Exons: 9
Coding region: 558-5084 (1508 amino acids)
Biological process (GO): regulation of DNA-templated transcription
Cellular component (GO): nucleus
Molecular function (GO): sequence-specific DNA binding; zinc ion binding; transcription corepressor activity
Source: RefSeq, a predicted model, not a curated record
UGUAUGAAUGUAUUACUAGUAGUAUUCAUACACACAAUGUAUUUGACGGAACACUCAUCACAACAACAAUAAUAUUAAUACUAAUAAUAAUUGUUUACACAAUUAGUAAACAAAACAAUUGUCACAACAAAUGAAUGUUUGAUUAGUUUUUUGUGAUUUUGUGUAUCAAUUGAUUGCACCACUGUUUCGGCCACUAAACCUACCACCACUUGAUUGCAGACACAGAGAGAGAGGGAGAGAGAGAGGCAGUCAAUCCCGUCAGUCAAUGCAAUGCAUAGCUAACAGUCAGUCAAACAGUGAGAGAGAGAGAGAGAGGAGAGGAUAGUGUGAGUGUGUGUCUGUAUGUGAUUAACAAUACAUCACAUCCAACACAUCCAUACCAUCAUCAUCUGCAUCAUCAACAACAACAACAGUGACCAUCAAAUUGUUAUCAAUUAUCUGCGCGAAACCGGUAAAUAAUCGUGUCGGCUGACGAAGCACUGGCGGCCACCACUCAGGGCGAGAUCCGGGUGGGCCCGAGCCAUCAGGCCAGGCUGCCUGACUGUAAACUGGAUAUUAUGCCCAAAGAGAUGCCCGAAAAGUGCGAGACUCUCGAAGAGCUACGAUGGGCGCCGGGAGUGGCCGACUGCGAUCUAAUGAUGUACUUGAGAGCUGCCAGAAGUAUGGCCGCUUUUGCCGGCAUGUGCGACGGCGGCUCGGCCGAGGACGGCUGUGUGGCCGCAUCCAGAGAUGACACUACUAUCAAUGCACUUGAAUUGCUUCACGAAAGCAACUACGAUACGGGAAAGGCAUUACAGGCAUUGGUCAAGAAUCCCAUUCCCAAACCGUUGGACAAAAAGUGGUCGGAAGAGGAACAGAAACGAUUUGUCAAUGGAUUGAGAAAAUACGGCAAAAACUUCUUCAAAAUACGACGGGAUAUGUUGGCUCAUAAAGAGACGGCCGAUUUAGUCGAGUUCUACUACUUGUGGAAAAAGACACCGCAAGCGGCUACCACUCGCCCGCAUCGGCGACACCGACGCCAAUGUGUUCUCCGACGAGUGCGUACGUCAUCGUCGACCGGCAACGCCAACAACAAGACUAAUCUGAAUGUUACGCAAAACAAUAACGACUAUAUGGACGACGAAAGCGGCAGCGACGACGAAGAAUCCGAUGACUCCGACUCGAUAACUGUCGGCCAUAUGUGUAGCAAUUGUUUGGCGACGGCAUCGAAGGAGUGGCACAACACCAACACUAACCCAGUCGUCGUCAGCGCCGGCAAAGAGAAUACUAUGCUAUGCAACGAAUGCAAGAUUUAUCAGAAGAAGUUCGGCGAACUGCCAAAACCGCAGACACCACUACCGCAACCACAACAACAACAAACGCCAACAACACCAUUGAAUGUCGCCAAUCAAACGCAAACACCACAAUCCCUACCGUCGCCGACAGCGACAGCACAACAAUCGGUGCAAUUUUUGUUCAAACCUGUCAAAAAUGAAGAUGAAGUGCUCAGCGGCGGAGGUGCUGUUAGUGCACACGGAGGUGCCGGCUCUCCCAUCACUAAUGGCAAACAUACUAUGAGGACUCGCGGCAGCAAAAACAAGAACAGCAGCGGCGGUGUCGGCAAAGAUUUGCUAAGAAAUAAUAGCUCAAAGUCUUCGGAACCGAACAGUCCAGAGUCGAGAGUUGUUGACUCUGCCAUUAUUGGCAAAUGUGACGAUAAAAAUAAUAAUAGUGACACCAAUGAUAGUGUCGGCGGCAAAAAGAGGACAUUGUCCGAAAUGACCGAAUCAGAUGAAAUGGACGGCGAUAUGACCGCCAAACAGCAGCGCAAAGCAGCCGCCAGUACUACUAGUGGUGACGACAAUCUUCAGGAAGCCGUUACCACAGAUGUUAGUACCGAUAAUCAAACGGUUAGCUCGAACGAUGAUAACAGCAGCAACAGUGCUAACAAUUCAACUGACGAUCAGAAUGUGGAUAAUAUGAGUUUAUCGCCAAAAUCGCCAUCGAAUCCAGUGUCUGUUAAAGUUGAAGAAAAAGAUAACAAUAAAAUUGUUGACAAUAACAACAACAACAGUAACGAUAAUAGCAACAGCAAUGACAAAGUUGCUGAUUGUAUUGCUCAACCAUUGUCAGCAACACCGUUAUUACUACUACCACCAACUGCUGGAGCACCAGCUACUACAGCUGCUGCUAUUGUUGGUGGUGGUGGUGAUGAUGAGGAUGAUAGUGGCGACGGUGGUGUUCAGCACAAAGAAAUCGAAGAUAACAAAUCAAACAUUAAGCUAAUCGGCGAAACAACAGCUAUCGACAAGACAACUACAACAACAACUAGUGUCGACAAACUGCCUGUACAUCGAACCGAAAGUCCUCCUCCAUCUGCGGCGGCGACAUUGGAAUCAAAAUCAUUGGCAGAUCAACCGCAACAGCUGAUAACACCGAAACUAGAGCCGCCGUCAUCACCCAAAUCGCCCAACUAUUCCAUAUCAUCGUUGACUUCGCUACAUCCGAGCGGUUCGCUGUCGUCUACCAAUCAAAAACCGCUGACGACGGCGACGAUGACAUCUCCGCUAAUGAAGAUCAAAGAGGAGAUCAUGCCGUUUGCCAAAUCGCCGCCGCAGAUCAUGAAUCCGAUUGUCAGCGAACCAUCGGACCGAAUGCACGGAGUAGUCGACCAUAUGUUUCCAUUUAUCGGAAGCCAAUCGAUGGGUCCUAUGCAUCAUCAUUCGCGGUCGUCGCAGAUGAUUAGUUCGCCAAUGAAUCGAAUGGCAGAAAUUUCAUCGAAUGAGAUCAACAAAGAGUCGUCGUCGUCAUCGUCGAUGGCGUCUAUGACCAGUAGUCAUCAUUCGACCAGAGAUGACAAUAGUUACCACUCAUCAUCACAUCAUCAUCAUCACCAUCACAAGUCAUCACACAAAGAAAGGACACCGUCAUCGUCGCCAUUGAAACAUUCGUCAUCAUUCUCACCAUUGAUUAGUUCCGCUGCUUCUGAUUUACCGAAUUUUACAGCAAAUUCUUCAACAACUACGACAACAACAACAGCUGCAGCAAUGUCUUCCCUGCAGACAUCAUCUGCAUCUUCGGAGCCAUUAUUCCACAACUCAUAUCUGAUGGCACAAAGUGAACAACGAUUACCGCCCGUGACGGCCUCGCAGCCGAUGCCAGCGAAUCAUUUUAUGGGUAUUCCCGGUCAGCCGGGGCUCGCGUCUCAACUGUCGCCGCAUCUUUUGCCGCCGUCGAUGCAUCCGAUGGCUGGCAUACCAGGAAUGUCGCCCUAUUUUCCGACAUCUUGGUCACCGUACGGUGCACGGGGUGUUCCGUCGCCGUUUGGCUUUGCCGGCUCACCAUUUCAUCCGCAACUUAUGGCUCCGGGCGGCCAAAUGCCUGGACAGCAUUCGCAUCAUACGCAUAGCAUGCGUGAAAUGACUGUUUCGAAAUCAGUGAAAUCGCCGAUAACAUCGCAGGCCAGUCGCGUAUCGCACUCGCCAUCUCAGUACACGCCGGUUCCGUCGAAUAUGUCGAAACACGACAUGAAUGCACAUCACGGCCUCGGCGGCGCUAGUGGAGGUGGUGGUGGUGGCGGCCGAGAUCGAGACAUGGACCGACACGACAACAGACACCACAGAGGAGAACGCGACCAUUCGCAUGAAGACGAGGAAGUAGAGGCCACUACUCCGAUGAUAUCGCGAGGACCGAGUCCCGAACCUAAGAUUGAGGACAGCGAAUGCCAUAGAAGUCAAUCGGCAAUAUUUUUGCGUCACUGGAAUCGCGGCGAUUAUAAUUCAUGUGCCCGAACUGACCUGACCUUCAAACCGGUACCCGACUCGUCGCUGGCCAGAAAACGUGAGGAAAGAGCCAGAAAAGCGGCCGAAAAGGAAAGAGAGGAACAAAAGAAAUUGGCGGCAGAAAAGGCCUUAUCACUCGAAAUGAAGUCCGGAAUGGGCGGCCAUUCAGGUCUCGACAAUACACAUAUGAGUCCGCUCGGCCGACACACUCCGCGAAACUAUACGGACACACCGGCGCUGCGGCAACUGAGCGAAUACGCCCGACCGCACGCUGCCUUCUCACCAGUAUUUCCUCAUCCAUCGCACGGCCUAAUGGGCUCAACGCCGAAUCCUCUGGCCAUGCACUCGGCCGGCGGCGGACCGCCCGGUAUGGAUCCGAUACUGCAGUAUCAAAUUGCUUCGGGACUUUAUGGCAAUUCUCGAGAGCGUAUGGAAGCCGAAGAACGGGAGAAACGCGAAAGGAUUUUGAUUGAAAAACAACGAGAAAUCAAAGAGAUGGAAAUGAAGUCGCGAAUGGCCUCACAGGGCUCGGCAACGCCAAUACCGUCGGCCAGUAAUCUACUGGAACCACAUUGGCUGGAAUUGCAGCGCCGAUACGGCUCUCAACUUUCCAAUAUUCCGACAUCGCAAGCACAGGGAGGUGGCUCUCCAUUUGUAUUCUAUCCUCCAGGCGACGGCCGACCGACUGCCGAACAAUUGAAUGCACUGUCGGCAUCCGACCGUAUGCAAGCCGAUCGUCUGGCUCUGGCCAGUGCCGACCCACUCUAUCGAUUGCAAAUGGCCGGACUGAGCCAGGAGCUGCAUUCGCACGCUCACAAUCACGCUCACGCACAUCAACAUACUCACCUUCACGUACAUCCCGGUGGUCAUCCCGAUCCGGUGUCGGCAGCCGCAGCCAUUGGUCAUCCGCAGUCACAGUACGAUCCGCAAAUACACGGCAAUCAUCCUCUAAUGCCCCAGAGCUCAACAUUCCCAUCCCGUCCGCCCAGUAUUUUGCAACAGCGAAAUGAAAUGCAAUCGUCGGCCGCGGCCGCUAUGUUUAGGCCUUCAUCGUUUGACGAACAACUAGUGGCCCAUCAGCUAUCGGCACAGGCACUACAUCACGAACAGCUCCAGAGGCAGCUAAUCAUGGAAAGGGAACGUAUGGUUGCCGAACACUUGCGCGCGGCAGCAGUUGCCGGCUCGCAGAUGGCCGGACACCCGCACGUCUCACAACUGGCCCAACUGGAGGCCGACUUUUUAAGACAACAACAACGCGAACGUGAAAUGAAAUUGCGAUCACUAGAGGAGGCGGCCAGAGGUGGUCGACCGCCUCUAACUUAAAAUGAUAGAAAUAUAUAUAUAUAU